AGUGUCAUCCUUUAACCUACAAAUAAGAAGUUUAACAGCUCGUGGUUUGCUAUAUCAGUCACACAAACUUUGAAUUAAAGGUGUGUUUGUAGAUCCUAUUGUUUGUGUUGAUAUGAACUCAUGGUAUACGUUGGCCUGAGGAACAAAAAGGCGGUAAUCCGAAUACACCCUAGAUCUCAAAUAAGAUUAGUCAGAUGAUUGACUGAAAGCCAUACGAAAAUAUCCUGAUGAAGAAGCUUGACAGAAGAUUUGAUACUGUAAAACAACGGGAAGAAAAUAAAUUACUAGAGACAGAAAACAGAGAAAUAGAGGAAAGGUUGAAACUACUAAAGUCCACGCUGUAUGCAGAAAUAUCUAAAAGAAAUAAAUCAAGUUCUGAAUCAAUCUGGGAUAGUAACCGCUCGCCAUCUACGACACAUAAACCGAGGUCGGAUGCUUUGAUCGAUGUGAGCAAACUAAGAUUUAAAACUCUGAAACCCAUCUCAGCUCCCAAAAAUAAACCCGCAGAUAUCCAUAGCGAUGUAAUACAAAAAUUAGUUGAUUCAUACAAAAGUCCAUCCAGAAAUUCCGUCAAUAAACACCGGAAAAAGUGUGGCCAGUGUGAGGACAGAAUAGCAGUCGUCUCAUGUCAAGAAUGCAGUGAAUACUACUGUGCUAAAUGCUUCGCAACUUUCCACAUGAAAGGAGCCCUUAGGCGACAUCAUUCCGUACCCAUAUCAACUCCCACUUCACGAUUUGAUUCAUCCCAGCCUAAGGAGGUCGGUGAAAUAAAACUAUCAACAAGAUCUACUCAUUCGGUGAGCACUGGUUGUCAAAGUUCCCUUGAUGUUACAAGUAAAUCAAGCUCAGCACUACAAACGGAAGAUAUAGACGGCUUAGAGAUAAAUCAGUGCUUUGACAAUAAACGAUUUCAAGAGGAAUCGAAAAAACCUUCAACAGUAAUACCUGGCCGUAAUGUUUCAACCUUGUGCAAAUCGCCUACUCCUAUAGAAAUACACUUUACGCCGAGUAUAAGUUAUGCGGAGAAAUUACUGUUACAUCUGCAUCGUAACUCCAAACUUCAACACACAGGAAAUGAAAGCAGUACACAUCGUCAAAUUAUAUCCGGAGAAACUAUUUCAGCAAACUCUGUGGAUGAAACUCAAAAACAGAAGGAGGAAAACAACGAAAAAGAACGUAUUUUGCAAGAUUUUCAACUUAAUAGAAUUUCUUUCGAUGAAUUACAUCAGUUGGCUACUAUGGAAGUGCAGCUCAAUGAUACUUUGGCUCUUUAUCCUGUAGAAGACUUGGAACCAGUAUCCUUCGAAAGAAAUGAGAUUAUGAACACUAAAAAUGAUGAUAAACUCGGAGAAAAUAACUUCGAUGGAAAACUGCUGAUUAGUGAAACCUUUUCUUCUGAGGAUAAUUUAAGUGAAGUUAAUGAGGCCUUUAAAGCAGAACAAUAUCCUAAAGCCAAGUCUGCAGAAGAAGAUGAAGAAAUAGAAAAAGAAGUAGUAGUAGUGAACAGAAAUGAGGAAGCAAGCAUUUUAAAUAGUCCACAGAAUCUGUGGCAACCUGGAAGAUCAGUUUAUUCCCCUGAUUCUUUUAUGGAUUUUGAUAUAAACAAAACAGUUGCUGAAUACUUGAAUAUGAUUUUAGAUGAGAAAUCAGUCAAUAAAACUGAUGUUGAAGAUGAUUAUUAUGAAGAGUUCAGAAAUACAACAGAAUCACCAAUUCAGUCUCAGAAGACACCAUCAAUGACUCAUCAUUCUAAGAAUACUUCAAAGACUAGAAUUGUAGAAGCUACGAAUGAAGAAUACGAUAGUGAAGGCGAUAAUGAAUACAACUCUCUGUAUGAUUCACUUGGAUAAGAAUGAAAUCUAAGAAAAAAAGUAAUAAGAACAAUUAUGUAAUUAUAUGCAUAUGGAUGGUAUCUGUAGAUAAUUUGUUUCUCAACAAAUCCGAGUAUUUCUCAUUCUAUUCAAAAUAAACGUAUGAUAAAUAAUAAUUCCUUUGAACUUACACUUUUAUUCUUCAAAAGAAAUGAAAAGAAAUAAGAGU
Molecule: messenger RNA, 2040 nt
Organism: Trichobilharzia regenti
Lineage: Eukaryota; Metazoa; Platyhelminthes; Trematoda; Strigeidida; Schistosomatidae
Source: the annotation of a GenBank genome assembly